CGGGAGUCGUGGGUCUCCGUCACCUCGCGGGUCUUGGGCUCUCUCACAUGGUGAAGUUUGGGUUCGUGCCUGAACUCGGCGAUCAGGGAGACCCGGGACUGGCUCCGGGGGGCCGAGGGGGGCUCUGAGGAGUUCCGGGCAGUGACAUUCCAUUGUAUUGGAAUGGACAAUGUGGUUGGGGACCCCGGCAAUGUGAGGGUGGGGGAGGCGCGAGAGGAAGAGGCGUCGAGCUGUGUCUCUGACAUUGGGAGACCCGGGAGAGCUGGAUUGCGGGAGAACCCCUGGGGCGUGGGGGCCCGGGAGAGGGCCUGGAGGGGCGCGAAAGCUGCGAAGGGGCUGGGUGACAUAUGUUUGCGGUGGUGGCCAAGACUAAGCUAUUUCUCUUCCACGCGUUCAAAGUUACUGUUGGGUUUCCUCCCCUUUUAACAACAGCAGGAAGUAAGGGAUCUUUUUUGCCUUCUGUAUCUUGGGGAGACUAAGAGUUGGGAAGAAAUUGGAGCGGGGGGUCAGCGAAGGCCAUAAAGGUUGAAGAACAGAAGCAUGCUUCUCCAUCUCGGCUUCUGAAACCCCGGUUCAUUAUGUAGAGUGGGGUUCGGUUCAAGAGUUCAUCUUUGCUCCAUCAUGACCAAGAGAAUCUAAAAUGUUGACUCUUACUAGAUAUUUAAGCUCGCGGGAAAUGUGUAGUAGUGCCACACUUUGAAAUGGUCCAUUUGAAUGAUAACUGGAAGGCGUGGUCUGCUUUGGACGAUUCGGGAGCGGGGUGUUUUAAAGCCACCUCUGCCGAACAAUGCAGAAUCUGGUAGGUGCAGCUUCUGAUUACAAGGACCAGGGAAUCCUGGGUUGCUAAUGACUUCAUCCUCAGCUACCAACAGGAAGCUUCGUGGCUUUAUGAUCUCAUCAGAUUUCUUCACUAUUGUCACAACAGAAGUGAACUUUUUUUUACUUUAUAUAUUACACUGUUCUAGAUUAUCUUCUUUGUUUUUAUCAAAGUUCCACGUUCGUGAUUUGGAAAAUAAUGUGUGAAGAGUAGCUGGUCUUUUGUCUUAAAUACUACCUCGGGAUUAUUCUGAGAGAAUGAGAAAAAUUUGGUUCAAGAAAAGGGAAAUAAGCUUUCUUAGAAAAUUUUAGGUCCUUUGUUUAAAAGAGCUGGGAUUUAAAAAAUAAUGUGAUGUGCCAAUUUGGAGCUAAAUAAUUGAAACUUUUCAGAAAUAGUCAUAACUUUGUAUUAUAUACAAUUAAGACAUUUCAAGGAGUUUUAUGAAAAAUGUUUGGCACUUUUCCCAUUGAUUUUUUUGAUGCUAAUUUUACUAUCGUUUUUCAAGUGGCUUUUGCAUUGAGUACGAUAAUUUACAAAUUAAAAUUACUUUCUCUUCAGUAAACAGUAAUGAUAGGUAUUUGUGUAUCAUUUUUUAUGUUUUAAAUUAAAAGUAUUAGGUAAAUGGAACAAUUUCUACCUAGUUAUUUCUGUUAUUUCUUUUAGCAGAAUACUUCUGAGGCAAGAAACUAAAAUCUACUUGUCAUAUUUUCCAAAUGUUAUUUAUCACAGUAACAAAGAAUGACUUCCCAAACACAUUUGCAAACAUUUAAGCUAUGAAGAAGGACAUCCCUCACACUCUGAAACAGAUCUCCUUCAGAGACAGACUUUUGCAGCCUCCCAUCAGCUUCCUGGAUAUGCUGCCACACCUCAGCCAACUGGUCUUUCUGGAAUAUUUGAUACUAGUGUGAACAGUGCCAGCACUAACACUAAAGAAUCUUCAGUGAUGAAUUUUCUCUCUGCUGUUGAAUCCCGAACUGCUCAGGCUGCUUCUUCAGGAACUACUCUUUUACCACAAUUCAGGGCUCCAUCCUGGCAGACAGGUAUGCAUUCCUCAGCAGCAACUGAGCUGUUUGUUACUGGACCUUUGCCAACCACUGGAACACUUCCACCCUCUGCCCUCUCUGCUUAUCAGCAUCCCACCACCUUCAGCAAUAGAAACUUUGCUACCACCUCACCUUUGGUGCUUCAGGAUUCGUCUUUUAACACUACAUCAAAUGGAAUUUUAAAUCCUCAUGACCCUCUGCUACAAAUCAAGACUUCCCAGGGAACUGUUCCAACUGCUUUGGCAUUUGAGCGCCUAAGCAGUUCUGCGUUAAGUAACAGCAUACCACCUCAGUCUUCAACGUAUCGCUCAGCGCAAGAGUCUGCACCCCAUCUUUUACAACCUCAAUUUAGUUUGUUGCCUUCAGCACUUGGGGGAGCCCAGCAAACUCCUCAAGCCUACAGUUCAACUCUCUUUACUAGUUCUACUGCUUCCAUUGAAAGAGCUCUUCUUCGAGAAUGUAGUGUUAUUAAACACCAUCAGCGGCCUUCAGGUACCCAGUCUAUUCAGGCACAACUGACUGGUUCACAGCAUUCCUUACAUAGCUAUCUGUCAAAUGCAAGUGUGGUUAAUUUUCAGGAAACAAGUAGGCAGUCAUCUUUAUCCUGUAGCCCAGUUGGAGAUUCUACUCAGGUGAGCAAUGGAGGAUUACAACAGAAGACCUCCCAGGUGUCAGUGGAACUUGCUCAGUCUUACUCAUCUACAAUUCCAUCAUCAGGGUUUCCUCCAUCUGCUACAAAAGUAAAAAGCUGUUCUACAAAACAACCACUAGCAUCAACUAAGACCCCCAAACCUCAAAGUGUAAUUCCUCCUGUGCAAACAUUAAGCUAUUCCAAACCUUUACAUAACCAGAGUUCUGUAAUAUCGGGCCAAGCACAAAUUUAUUCUACAGCGCAGCUACCAAGCCUUUUAUCAGUUAGUCAGUCCCAAAAUUAUGGUUUAGUACAGCCACAUAAUGUGCCAUCUAUUGUUCAUUCACAGGUUUAUAGGUCCAACAAAGUUGAGAAGUUGCCAUCCUUAUAUAAAACAUUGACUUUUUCUGGAUCAUCUCAGACUAUAACUUCUGAAAAUCAGACACUUAAUUAUUCUUCUAAUCAACAAGAAGUAUUAUCUUCAGUUACAAAUGAGAAUUACCCUGCCCAAACAAGAGAUCUGUCUUCAGUUAGUCAGUCUCAAAGUUAUUCAUCUAGUCAUUCUCAGGGUUUACCACCAGUUAGCCAGACACAGGUUAGUUAUUCAUCUCAGUCACAGGUGUUAUCAGUUGUUAGUCCUUCAGAAAGCUAUGCUUCAGGGCAGUCUCUAACAUUAACAGCCCCUUCUCUUUCUUACUCUUCUGCCACUCGGGCUCAGAAUUUGCCAGAUUCUAGCCCAACCCAGAAUUAUAUUUCCAUGCAUUCUUCCCAGAAUGCUCAGACUCAAGGGUCAUCAUCUCCCCAGUCCCAAAAGUUUUUGCCUGCUGCCCAGUCAUCAUCUUUUGCAUCCUCUACUCACUGUCAGACAUUACAGAAUAACAUACCUUCCCCUGAUCCAAAGUCUUAUGCUGAAAGAAAACUUGACUCAACUGUGUAUACAUCUUCAAAGCAAGAAGAGGAUUUUCCAAUGCAAGAGUUACAGGUAUUGCAGCCACAAGUGUCUCUUGAGUCAUCAACCCAAAGGCUGUCAGAUGGAGAAAUUAAUGUUCAAGAAUCGGCUUAUAAGGUGUCAAAGGCAGAUGACAGGUAUUCUCAGAGUGUAAUUAGAAGUAACUCUCGUCUUGAAGAUCAGGUUGUUGGGAUUGCUCUACAAGGGUCAAAAAAAGAAGAAAGCAUGGUUGGUUCAGUGACACAGCUUACCCAACAAAUUGGCCAAGUCAGUGCAGCAACCCUUGAUAUUAAGAAGGCAACUAAUUUAAUGCAAACUCCACAAAUAAGGUUGAAUACUAAAGACCUCAACCCGCAGCAUUCUCUUAUACAUAAGGUACAUGAAGCCAAGGUCCAGGAGCAACAUGAUCAAAUAAUUAAUGCCUCAUCUCAGAUUCAAAUUCCAAAUCAUGCUUUAGGGCAUGGCCAUCAGGCAUCUCUUCCUAACACACAGGUCCUUUUAGAUUCUGCCUGUGAUUUACAAAUUCUUCAGCAGUCAAUACUGCAGGCAGGUUUAGGACAAGUAAAGGCAUCUUUACAAGUACAGCGUGUUCAAAGUCCUCAACAAAUAGUACAUCCUUUCCUUCAAAUGGAUGGUCAUAUUAUUCAGAGCAAUGGUGAUCAUUCUCAGCAGCAGCUCCAUCCUCAAACUUCUGAAAUUAUGAAAAUGGACCUCUCUGAGUCUUCAAAACCAUUACAACAACAUCUAACAGCUAAGGGCCAUUUUAGUGAAACAAGUCAACAUGAUUCAAAGAAUCAUUUUGUUUCUCUUGGAUCAAUGUGUUUCCCAGAGGCAAUGCUUCUCAGUGAUGAGAGAAAUAUUUUAUCAAAUGUAGAUGAUAUCUUAGCAGCUACAGCAGCAGCUUGUGGGGUUACUCCUUCUGAUUUUUCCAAGUCAACUUCAAAUGAAACCAUUCCGGCAGUUGAAGAUGGUGAUUCUAAAUCUCAUUUUCAGCAGUCAUUAGAUGUUGGGCAUGUGACUUCAGAUUUUAACUCUGUGACAACCGCAGUAGGAAAGCCACAGAAUAUAAAUGAUAUUUCCUUAAAUGGAAAUCAAGUUGCUGUAAACCUGUCACCAGUACCAACCCUCCAGUCAAAAAUGACUCUUGAUCAACAGCAUAUUGAAACUGGUCAAAAUAAAGCAUCUAAAGUAAUUUCACCUGUGGUUGGACCAAGUCAUGAUGUCCAGGAGCAAAGUUCUGGCUCAUUCAAGAAACAGUCUGCUACCAAUCACGAAUCUGAAGAAGAUAGCGAAGUUCCUAUGGAUAGUACAUUAAAUAAUAACAGAAGCCAAGAGUUUGUUUCUAGUAGAAGUAUAAGUGGAGAAAGUGCUACAUCAGAGAGUGAGCUCACCACUGAUGACAGCAGUGUGUCAGUGAACCCAACUAGAAGUACACUUGCACUGUUGGCCAUGGCCCAACCUGGGGAGGCCAUCGGUGUCAAGAUUGAAGAAGAAAAUCAAGACUUAAUGCAUUUUAACCUUCAGAAGAAAAAAACUGGAAAGGGGCAAACAAAAGAGGAAGACAACAGUAAUCAGAAACAGCUGAAAAGACCUGCCCAGGGCAAACGCCAGAAUCCAAGGGGAACAGAUGUGUAUCUGCCAUAUACUCCUCCUUCCUCAGAGAGCUGCCAUGAUGGUUAUCAGCAUCAAGAAAAAAUGAGACAGAAGAUCAAAGAAGUAGAGGAAAAACAGCCAGAAGUCAAAACAGGAUUUAUUGCCUCUUUCUUAGAUUUUCUGAAAUCUGGGCCCAAGCAGCAGUUUUCCACUCUUGCUGUACGAAUGCCUAACAGGACUAGACGACCAGGGACCCAGACUGUUCGUACAUUUUGUCCCCCACCACUUCCAAAGACUUCUUCGACAACACCCACACCUUCCGUGUCUGAAAUUGGGGGUAACAGUCCAUCAGAAAAAGUUGAUAAUGAACUUAAAAACUUGGAACAUUUAUCUUCAUUUUCUUCUGAUGAAGAAGAUCCUGGAGUAUGUGGUCAUGAUAUUUAUAAAAGCGCCUCUACUACCUUAACUACUUUGGAUGCUACUUCUGAUAAAAAGAAGAAAGCAGUUUCAGAAGCCCUACGGGUGGCAACUACUAGCCCAACUGCCAAUACUACUGGUACUGCUACCUCUACCACUGUGGGUGCAGUUAAACAAGAACCUCCCUGCUCUACUUCAUCUGCAAUAAAUAUCCUGGAAAAUAUAAACUCUACAGAACCCCCAAAGCCCUGCGAACUUGAUGGGCUUCCUUCAGACCAGUUUGCAAAAGGACAGGACACUGUUGCCAUAGAAGGUUUUACAGAUGAGGAGAACACAGAAAGUGGAGGAGAAGGCCAAUACAGAGAGCGUGAUGAAUUUGUGGUAAAGAUAGAAGACAUAGAGACUUUUAAGGAGGCUUUAAAAACAGGAAAAGAACCCCCAGCUAUUUGGAAAGUACAAAAAGCUUUAUUACAGAAGUUUGUUCCUGAAAUUCGAGAUGGACAAAGAGAAUUUGCUGCUACAAAUAGUUACCUUGGAUAUUUUGGAGAUGCAAAGAGUAAAUACAAAAAGAUCUACGUGAAGUUCAUUGAAAACACAAACAAAAAGGAAUAUGUCAGAGUGUGUUCCAAAAAGCCAAGAAGUAAGCCUUCACAAACUAUGAGAACUGUUCAGGCUAAACCAAGUAGUAGCAGUAAAACUUCUGAUCCUCCAACACCAAAAACUACAACUACAAAAGCCCCUUCAGUGAAACCCAAAGUUAAACAGCUGAAAGUAAAGGCUGAGCCACCACCAAAGAAGCGGAAGAAAUGGAAAGAAGAGUUUUCAUCAUCCCAAUCUGACUCCAGUCCUGAGAUCCAUUCUACUAGUAGUGAUGAUGAGGAAUUUGAUCCUCCAGCUCCCUUUGUCACUCGUUUUUUGAACACAAGAGCAAUGAAGGAAACCUUUAAGAGCUACAUGGAAUUGCUUGUUAGCAUCGCUUUGGACCCUGACACAAUGCAAGCCUUAGAGAAGAGCAAUGAUGAGCUCCUUUUGCCUCAUAUGAAAAAAAUAGAUAGUAUGCUGAAUGAUAACCGAAAGAGACUUCUUUUGAAUCUUCAUUUGGAUCAGCCAUUCAAGAAUGCUUUGGAAAGUUUUCCUGAACUAACAAUAAUUACCCGUGACUCUAAAGCAAAAAGUGGGGGUUCUGCUAUUUCUAAAAUCAAAAUGAAUGGCAAAGCUUAUAAUAAGAAAACUCUAAGGACUUCUAAAACAACCACCAAAUCUGCACAAGAGUUUGCUGUUGAUCCAGAGAAAAUACAGCUGUAUUCUUUGUAUCAUUCACUCCAUCAUUACAAAUAUCAUGUUUAUCUGAUAUGUAAAGAUGAGAUUUCUUCUGUGCAGAAAAGAAAUGAAGACUUAGGACAGGAAGAAAUUGUUCAACUUUGUAUGAAAAAUGUAAAAUGGGUAGAAGACCUGUUUGAAAAAUUUGGAGAACUUCUAAAUCAUGUACAGCAGAAAUGUUCCUAACAUUUCCACAAAAAUUCCGUCUAUUUUAUAGCACUAAUGAACUGGCAGAGGCGGGUGGUCGAAGGGGGUGCAGAGCCUCAGAUAAUUGAAUGUCAGGCAGUGGUCUCCUGCGGGCACACCUGCUUUGACCAUAGAACUUGCAUCAUGACCUCUGCUGAAGGACAGCGGUGCUGCCCAGGAAGUCAGUCCUUUGGAAAUGGACCUAAAACCCUACCACGUUUUUAUCCUAAUGAAUGACUUUUCUAUUUUGUAAACCAUUGGGUAACUGAGUUUUAUUUUCAGAAAUGUUUUUUGACAAAUGAUGAAGCAUGCACUAAAUAUAAUUUUUCUUUAUGGCUAGAGAAAUAACACUUACGUAACUUGAUUAUUUUUUCCUGACUCUGACUAAAUACCAGAAUGAAAGAGAGGUGGCACAGAAAGCAUAUGUUUAUAUUCAUGUCUGGCCACAAAAUGGAAAGUAUUGUACAUUAUGUAAACAGAUCUGGUGUGAUGUGACAUUUUGUAUGAGAAUAUCCUCAAUUUAAAAUAUGAAAUUCAGAAACUGCAUUCUGCUUUACGAACUUCUUUUACUCUUAACAUGUUCAGGAAACUGGAUGUGGAAUUGGUGCAAUUCUAGGACUGCUUUUUGUGUCAAAUUAUAUUGUAAUGAGAAAAACAAUGACAUACUAUUUUCCCUAUCUCGAAGAAUAUUUUCGUUUAUACUGUUUUUCCUUUGGAAAAAUUUUCAAUUGUACAUUUUAUUUCACUAAUAGUUGUAUUUUUCACAAGGAAAAUGUUGUGGUUAUAAUUAAGUUUGAUGUAUCUGUACUACACUUUCCAUUAUUUUCAGUAAAUCUUAUUUAGUUAUAUAUGGAAUUUCUAUUGUGAAUUCUAUCUUGAGGUAACCAUUUUUGUUUAUACAGAUUUGCUUCAGUGUUAUCCACAAUAUGCAUUCAGUACUAGAAUUAGUUUAGCUUUAUAAAUGGAGUUGUGUUAGACACUGCAGUAAUUUUCUAAUUCAUGAAAGUAAAUUUCUUACUAAACUAGUAUUUGAUAAACUGAUUUGUCAAAUCAAAAUUCACCACGUUAUACGUUUGGAAGAAUGAAAUUUAUGAUUAGGCUACAUGCAGUGUUAAACACAGCUUACCUAACUCUUAGAACUGCAAGUGGUAGAACUCUCCUUUGGUGCCUUUCCAACCUUUAUACAUGCUGUUGUAGCUUUCUUUAGUUUGAUAGCUAGUGUUUCAAGUAGUAUAGCUGAGACAGUGAAUGUAUUAGGUUCAACAUGACCUUUUGUUUUAUUUGUGUUUGCCAACAGGAUGCCUUAUUUGUUUGAGAAAAAGAUUUACUAGUGUCCUUCUAAAUGAUCUCCUUUUUUAGGAUUCUAAAGAAGUUGUUAAUCAUCAUACUUUUUGUUUAUUUUACCACCGUUUAGUGCCUUAAGCCCUAUCAAGAAAGCAGUGUUACUGUUCAAUGCCCAAAUAAGACAUGCUUAUGUGGACAUUGCUGUUGUCUUGAUUUUGAGUUAACAGGCCAACUUCUUAUACUUAAAACCUUGCUAAAUUGGCAAAGAAUUAAAGAUAACAUGUGACUUGAUUUGAGAGUAAAACAUUGUAGCAUUGGGUAGAAAAUGAGUGAGUUAAGCUUACAUAUUUAUUUUUGAUGGUUAUCUUAUUAAAAGCAAUAAUUCUUAAUCCAACAAUCCCUGCCAUUAGAUGAGAUAAUAAUAGAAGUUUCUCUCAAGGGUUAAAUGUUCCACUUCUGAAAGUUUCUAAAAAGACCUGUUUAAACAGUUGAUUUUGAAAACAAAAGUAACCUAUUAGAUUCAUUUUGCCUAACUCAAAUGAGAGACUUACCAGUGAGAGCAUCAUAAAAUUAAUUUCACCAGGUGGAGAAGAGUAGGAAGCAGCCAUAUUUCUUUCUGAUAUUGACUCUGGACAGAAUUGGUUUCUUUCGUUUCCAAAGUGCAGAGUAGAUAACUACAUCUCCUAAUGUAGUGUUCUAAGUACAUAAGUACAUGUCUUUCCUCCCUCAGUUUAACUUUCCUGACUCAUUGAUGGUUGAGAUGCCAUCAUGCAUUUAGGUAACACUUGAAGUACAUGUUUGAAAUCACGAGCCACAUUUCCUUGUUAAGGCCCAUGGAAAACAGGUACAUUUCCUUAAAGUUAAUCUUAUGUUUCCUAUAGAAAAUAACCCAUUUCCUCUUCAACUGCAGUUGUCCUCAAAAUGUUUGCAGUUGUAUUCAUUUUAGUAAAAUAAGUGUUUUCAUAAUGCCAGAGGCCAAGUCUGUGAUAACUGCCUGAAGGAGACCCAGUUGUUUGGCACUGUCUUCUCUCAUUUGAUCAUUAAUAUAGGCAAGGGCCUCAAACUCGGGCCUUCGCAAAAAGUGUGACUAUUAUUAUGAUAACCAUUCAUGAGUCCUUUCUUUGUAUGAAGUUGAAUAAAUACCUAGCUGAUUAGCAUUCACAUUCCUUGCCAUGGAGUUUGAAAUUUGUAGUAUAGAAAUAAUUUUAGGUUGUAGAUAGAAUUAAAGAGGUAAAGCACACAUUGCCACAACCCAAUGAUAAACAUUUUUAAGAAAGAUUGGAUUUUCCUUCCUGCAGAUAUAUCUGGAAAUAAUAUAAAAAAUCAGUUUGUGUUGGUGUUUAUUUGUAGUUCAGACUGGUGGUUGUAGAAGGAGCUUCCUUGUUCCCAUUUUCAUAAUAAUCCAGUUUCCACUUAUUUGAUCUCUAAUGAAGUCACAAACUUAUGAUGAUGUGAAUUUAUCAUAGUAAGUCAACAAUACAAACUGUCCACUCUUCUUUUACACUAUCAAAUAGAAAACAUUGGUGAGGUGCAAAAAUCUUAAUUUAGAACAGGAGACGUUCAGAUUAUCUUUAAGUUUCUAAAUUUCUUUAAGUUUCUAAAACUUGAAAAUGACAGGUGACUCAUACAUUAUUACUGGUUUCAAAGCUUUCCUCACAUUUUUUAAAGUCUCACUUUUCUUUUAAUAUAUAUAUUUAUUUUUGUUGAAACAGCUGUUUUCCAAUCUAUGAUUUUGAAGAUACACCAAUAAAAACCCAAUGUAGCAGCAGGGUUAUUAAAUCAGCUUUGGGUCCCAAAAGUUGCUUCAGAUGUGCAAGUUGUGAAUUUUAUUGUAUUUGUAGAAUACAGUUUUUGUUUUGAACUACAGUUUCAUCUGCUUCUCAAAAAUGAUUUUCAAACAGAGUGAACUGUCCCGGGAUAACUGCUUUUCUACCCAUGUCAGUUGCAUUUGACACGUAACUGCACAAAUGAACAAUGCACACUAUUGGUUGUGCAUUAACUUACAUGUACAACUUUUGGCAUCUAUGUUCACAAAUGCAUGUUUUCGAAAAUCACCUUUAUUUAUAAGUGACAAUGAUUGAAGUUAAGGAUACAAAGAAACCUGCAUUUGUAGCCCAGAGUUUUAAGUGGUCCAUAACACAAUGUAUGGAAAUGUGAAAGACAAUUUUGUAUAUUUGUUUGUUACUAACUCAGAUCAUUAAAAUGAAAACAAUUUUUUAAACAACAAAA
Acinonyx jubatus (cheetah) is the source of this 10469-nucleotide messenger RNA. RefSeq names its product glutamine and serine rich 1 (gene QSER1). The record is from RefSeq and is a predicted model, not a curated record. The transcript has 13 exons. NCBI's taxonomy places the organism in Eukaryota, Metazoa, Chordata, Mammalia, Carnivora, Felidae. The coding region runs from base 1761 to 6956 and encodes 1731 amino acids.